GUGGCGGCGGCGGCAGCAGUAGGCAGAGGCAGCGGCGGCUGCAGCGACCAGAGCCCGCAGCGGCUCCGAGCGCCUCCGGGAGGACAAGCGACGAGCUUGGAGAAUCGUCAUCCGCUAGCUGUCCGCCAGCUUCGCCAGCUUCGGCGGCCGGGGCUGGCUUGGAAGAAGCGAGCGAGCCCGAACGCGGCUUCUUCGGCUCGGUGCCCAGCAACACUGUUGCAGGCUGGGCUCUGGGCAGCCCCCAGAGUGCGGGCCCGCGCCACCGCCUUUGAACGCUGGGGGUGUGCGUGGCAGCGGCCGCGGUGGCGGCGGCGGCGAAGGCGGUGACCGGAGCGGCGAGUCGGUGCCGCCCGGGCUGCGCUUCGCCCCGGCAGCUUUGGCGGCGAGGACGCCCGUGGCUCAGGAUGAGAUCGGGGGGCACGCUGUUCGCCCUCAUAGGCAGCCUGAUGCUGCUGCUCCUCCUGCGUAUGCUCUGGUGCCCAGCCGACGCGCCUGCCCGCUCCAGGCUGUUGAUGGAGGGAAGCAGAGAGGACACCAGUGGUACCUCAGCUGCACUGAAGACACUCUGGAGCCCGACAACCCCGGUACCACGCACCAGGAACAGCACAUAUCUGGAUGAGAAGACAACCCAAAUAACAGAGAAAUGCAAAGAUCUGCAAUAUAGCUUGAACUCUUUAUCUAACAAAACGAGACGGUACUCUGAGGAUGACUACCUCCAGACCAUCACAAACAUACAGAGAUGCCCAUGGAACCGGCAAGCAGAAGAAUAUGACAAUUUUAGAGCAAAACUGGCUUCCUGUUGCGAUGCCAUUCAAGACUUCGUGGUUUCCCAGAACAACACUCCAGUGGGGACUAACAUGAGCUACGAGGUGGAAAGCAAGAAACACAUCCCCAUUCGAGAGAACAUUUUCCACAUGUUUCCAGUGUCGCAGCCUUUUGUGGACUAUCCCUAUAACCAGUGUGCAGUGGUUGGUAAUGGGGGAAUUCUCAACAAGUCUCUCUGCGGAGCAGAAAUUGAUAAAUCUGACUUCGUCUUCAGGUGUAACCUCCCCCCAAUCACAGGGAGCGCUAGUAAAGAUGUUGGAAGCAAAACAAAUCUUGUGACUGUCAAUCCCAGCAUUAUAACCCUGAAGUACCAGAAUUUGAAGGAGAAGAAAGCACAGUUUUUGGAGGACAUCUCCACCUAUGGAGAUGCAUUCCUCCUCCUGCCAGCAUUUUCCUAUCGGGCCAACACAGGCAUCUCUUUUAAAGUCUACCAAACACUCAAAGAGUCAAAAAUGAGGCAAAAGGUUCUCUUCUUCCAUCCCAGGUACCUGAGACACCUCGCUCUUUUCUGGAGAACUAAAGGGGUGACUGCAUACCGCUUGUCCACAGGCUUGAUGAUUGCAAGUGUCGCUGUGGAACUGUGUGAAAACGUGAAGCUCUACGGAUUCUGGCCUUUCUCUAAGACUAUCGAAGACACCCCACUCAGUCACCACUACUAUGAUAACAUGUUACCUAAGCAUGGUUUCCACCAGAUGCCUAAAGAAUACAGCCAAAUGCUCCAGCUCCAUAUGAGAGGAAUCCUCAAACUGCAAUUCAGCAAAUGUGAAACGGCUUAACGUUUCUUAGAAGGAGAAUAAUUUCAGGAGGUGGAGUGGAUGUGUCACAGCAUCUCCAAAAAGCCAAUAGAAGAAGGCACAGAGAAAGCAUGAAUUACAAAGGCGCUCUCCCACUUGUCUAGACCAAAGCCACCCGCCCCCACUCACUUUGCAGCCUCCACGAGUCACUCAUUCUCACCUUCAACGUUCUUUCUCUGAGAAUAGAGACCAAAACAUCAGACUUGGAUAAGUAAAAUGAGAUAAUUUUUCAAAUCAUCAUAGAAUUUGAUUUGAGCCAGGGUCUCUCAGAAUGCUUCCUUGUUCCUAUCCAUGAUAGCCAUUCCCACCUUUAUCAGAGUGGUAAUGAAACUGUGCAAUUGUGCCAAAGACCCUUUCUGAAGAGAAUGUCUGAAUCAUGCGCCGAGUUUUUACACACAGCUCUUCCUUUAUAAAUAAAUCCUUCCCAUUCUCCCUCCUAGUAGAGUACAGAAACAAAAUACCCUUGAUGAUUCAGGAAGAAAAGUCUUUUUUACUUAGCAAUGUGCCUGCUUCUGAUUCAGUUCGCUUGUGACAUUAAGCUGGGUUGGGGUUUUGGUUGGAUUUGGGGCGUUUCUUCACUUCUUUUGUCUAUAUUUUCCUUACCUUUAUCAGUUUGUAUUCGAGCUUCCUGCUUUGGGAUUCUGCAAUUCUCUCUCCCACUGACAGGAUCAACUCAAUGACAUAAAGUAGUUCAAACAUCCAUUGCUUCUCACAUGUUUUAUCCAUAAAGUUACUCAUCUGAUUUUAUUUAAAAUAGUGAACAUCUACUUGAUAUCAGACCCGAGGACCAUCCUCCAUUGGAGAAUAUGAAGAUAUUGUCACUGGCAGAAAAGCAGGUGUGUGCCAUUAAUUGAUAAGAUACCACAAGCAUCAUCAUGCCAGUUAUGAACACAGUGCUGAAAGGAUCAUAGACAGGGGUGGUUAAAUCUGAUCCCAGUAGAAUAAACUUCAGUGUACCUAUUUCAGGGAAGAGUUAAUUUCACAAUUAAAACUAGUAAAUGAACCAAUUCUUAGGCACAUUAAGUGGAUUCUGAGUAAAAGAAAGGGAACAGCAGGAGAAAGCUGUUCGCUUGGUUCUGAUUACCCAAAUGAGCAUGCUGGAAGGAGGUUGUGAGGCUACGCUAAAACCUCUGCGUAGGGAGAGAGUACAGUGCAUGAGUGUGGCGGCUUUUGUCCACACUCGUGAAGGGUGAGUAAUUCAGAGCCAAUCACAUCACAAGGAUGGACACACCUAACUCAUCACUUCAGGGGGAGAUGAAUGCUUUCAUGAGAAAUUACACUCAUAAGCUAAGCAUCAGUUUUGAGUAAAAUUUGAGUAGAUGUUAAAUAUGAACAUUUUAUACCUCUUACUAAUGUCCCACCGACACCUUUUAAUGUAAGCACAUUUAUUUAUUAAGUUACUUGACAUUAAAUGCUUAUGUCUGUAUAUUCUGUUCAUCCAUCGAUUUUCCCAAAAAGUAAGAGCAUAGGAGAUGAGGCCUACAUGCCAAGAAAACUAUAAAUUUUACUCUUUAAUUCUUACUUGAGCCAGCUUGUUGUUUAUCAAGUGCUUUUUUGAAGAGACAGCACCCUGUGAAUUCUUCAUUCUGAUACAGUGUCACCUUGUAUUUAACAUUUGUAAUGUUGUUUCAAGUUUACAUCUCUUUCAUUCUUUUAUAGCAAAUCAAACGUAUUAGCUUCAGAAAUUUAUCAGAAGUUCAUAUAUAAAUAUUUUGCAAAGGGUAAAAGGCUUUUUUGUUAAAUAAAAUAAAAUUUAUUAUUUUCUUCUGAUGAAUAGAGGCUCUUUUAUGCUGCUGCUAAUGAACCUAAUUAGCUUUAAAUUAUCUCCUAGCAACAUUGGUCACGUUUCAAUCAUGCUAUUAGCAAAAAA
Mus musculus (house mouse) is the source of this 3489-nucleotide messenger RNA. It is a transcript of the gene St8sia6, whose product is annotated as ST8 alpha-N-acetyl-neuraminide alpha-2,8-sialyltransferase 6. Bases 405 to 1601 code for a protein of 398 amino acids. Gene Ontology annotation, cellular component: Golgi membrane. NCBI's taxonomy places the organism in Eukaryota, Metazoa, Chordata, Mammalia, Rodentia, Muridae. The transcript is spliced from 8 exons. The record is from RefSeq and is marked validated. Gene Ontology annotation, molecular function: sialyltransferase activity; alpha-N-acetylneuraminate alpha-2,8-sialyltransferase activity. Gene Ontology annotation, biological process: glycoprotein biosynthetic process.